AUGGAUUCAACUCUGAUUAUACAUUGGGUAUUUACCUGGCUGGCAGCCGGCUUGAUCGUCUUGCGGCUUCUUAUGCGGAAGCUGAAAGGAUUGCCGUUUGUCCUGGGCGAUUAUCUUUCAAUGGGAGCGAUCCUAUGUGUGCUCGCGCGCCUCGCCUUGGUCCAUGUUAUUCUUAUAUGGGGGACCAACAAUAUGACUGCCACUUUUCGACAAACACACCACUUCACUCUCGAGGAGAUUCGUCGCAGAGAGAUCGCGAGCAAAUUUGUGCUCGUGAAUCGCGUCUUCUACAAUUCAUAUCUGUGGCUUCAAAAAUUUGUUCUUUUAGAUACGUACAGAAGAUUGCUUACCCAGCUUAGUUGGGAGAAGAUCACGAUGAUCUCUUACGUUGGGAUAUUCGCAGCGACAUAUGUCACGGUCCAGAUCGUGACCUUUACUGAGUGCGAUCCUUUCUCUAACUACUGGCUCGUAUUCCCUGGGGACCCAGGAUCAUGUUGCCAAGCGCAGCUCCAGUUGAUCGUCCUCGGCGUGUUAAGCAUCAUCACCGAUCUCAUGCUUAUAGCCUUGCCAAUUCCGAUAUUAGUUAUGGUCAAGCGAUCCACCAUCGAAAAACUCCAAUUAGCUGUUCUUUUCGGAGUCGGCCUAUUCAUCGUUGCAAUCACGAUCGCCAGACUACCCCAAAACGCCAAAAACCCCACCGCACAAGUUAGCAGAACAACUUGGGCGUCGAUCGAGUUACUCGCCGCAGCUGUCGUUGCCAAUGCCCCCGUCCUAUACGGGCUACUGAAAGGACAUAGACAGCGGUCUAAAUACGCGGCGUCAGGAGCUGGAUCAGCUGGACCGUCGUGGCAGGGACUACAACAAAGAUCGGCAACAAAGGAGCCGGAAUUUGAACUUCAAGGGACCACUCAUAGUAAGAGAGGGUCUUCUCUUGGUUCAAAGCUAUCAUCUAGGAAUUAUGUAGAUAUCGAUGGUCAGAGCAGUCAGUCAUUGACACGAAGCCUCGAGAAGUAG
Molecule: messenger RNA, 1014 nt
Organism: Penicillium waksmanii
Lineage: Eukaryota; Fungi; Ascomycota; Eurotiomycetes; Eurotiales; Aspergillaceae
Exons: 4
Coding region: 1-1014 (337 amino acids)
Source: RefSeq, a predicted model, not a curated record